Phytophthora infestans T30-4 is the source of this 781-nucleotide messenger RNA. RefSeq lists its product as uncharacterized. Lineage: Eukaryota; Oomycota; Peronosporomycetes; Peronosporales; Peronosporaceae. The coding region runs from base 374 to 781 and encodes 135 amino acids. The record is from RefSeq and is a predicted model, not a curated record. The transcript is spliced from 2 exons.
CCGGAUUCAGAACACACGCCGUCACCUUAGGGCAGCAUGGGUGUCAGUCCAAGUCGAGUUUCAAGGUCGAUACUCCGUAGACCGUCUUCAGAGUCUAGACUCGUACUCGAAAUCAAAGAAAACGCCACGACUUCUAGCAGUACUAGCCUUGAUGCCAUUACCAAGCCUCGCAAUCAGCUUACUUACAGAAGUGCCCCCUCUCAGCCCUCCAGAAACGGGUGUGUUUCACAACAAAGUUUUUUUCGUCCGUGGUUCGUUGGUGCUGGCUUUCAUCAGUGGAAAUUUGCUCCUCCAAAUGGGCCACAGUGUACCUCAGGUUAGAAUGACUUGGCGUCAAGUGAUACUCUCUGCUUUUGUUGCAGCCACCAUGUCCAUGGCUAUCGUUGCUGGGAUAGCUGCUCUGACUGUCUUCCCGUUACCGUUCGGCUUACUCGCUGUGGGACUACCCAAUGCCAUCUUGAUUUCAGCGUGCUUUAUCUACAUUUCGAGACCUCGAUGGAGAGCUGACCCCACCCUAUGGGAAGACGUCAAGCGACAGUUGUCGGUCUACAACUGCCUUGUAGCACUUACCUUCAUCUACCCGAUCUACAUUUUCGGAUUUGUCUCGCUUACUGGCGUUUACCAAGCGAUGUUCGUAAUGAUAUUACCAAUAGUUCCAAUUGUCGCGAAGAAUAGGAUCAGUCGUCAACACACAGACAACGAUCGCAAGCCUGAAAGCGUUCUUUUUAUUGUGGAGAUUUUAAACGCUCUUUACAUCACGAAUGCACUCAAUAAUUCAUGA